Closterium sp. Naga37s-1 is the source of this 915-nucleotide messenger RNA. The record is from the annotation of a GenBank genome assembly. NCBI's taxonomy places the organism in Eukaryota, Viridiplantae, Streptophyta, Zygnematophyceae, Desmidiales, Closteriaceae.
AUGGCCCAUAUUCAAUCGACGUCGUCGGCGCGGGUCCUCACCUUCGCCGUGCUCUGCUCUGCGUUAUGGGUGGCGACUCUCCCACGCAUCGCGGAUGCAGUUCCUCUCUCCUACGUGCUGAGUCAGAUCCGCGACACGUCCAACACGGACGGCAAGCCCGCCGACAUGACUGCGGGAGUGGUGGAGUUCGCCGCUGGAUACGACAAGGUCGAUGACAUUUCCGGAAGCUCGCUUCUUUUUCCCAUUAACGAAGGCUGGACUAGCGCACUCACGGGUUACAAGGCCAAGAACCCGUCUGCGACAUCCUCGUCGGACCCGGUUCUCGAGGCGCUCACCACGGUGUUGUCCUCGUCGGGGUCACUGUCGGCCCUCAACGGCAUGUCCGCAAACGCCAAGAACGCGCUGUCGCGCCUCGCCAAGUUCAUGGCGAUCCGCGGUACCAUCUCAACCACAGACAUGGAAAGUGGCAGCGUGAGUGUCCCGCAACUCGUGGAAAGCACAUACAAGAACGGGCGGUUCAGCUUCGACACGGAGGUGAACCAGCCAAUGUACCUCUACGCCAACGUCACUGGCGCGCUCAUGUAUGCCAGCAUCGGGGGCUUGGAUCACGUCUUCACUGGGACCGACCGUGGUGCCGUUGACCCCACUACUUCCAAGAAGAAUGGACUCAUCGCGGGGAGUGAUGAUGGAGGGCCGAAAGCAGCCGCGGAUGUUCUAGUGGCUGUUAUACUGAGAACCAGCCGUGUUAAAGGUGCCAUCAAGACAACCGACUCCGAUAUGACCGCCAUGUUUGUAACCGACGUGGCGUUCCCCGCCAACAUGGGCUCGCUUACCAGCUCCGACCCCGUGUCACCGUAUGGCAAAGGUGCGUUGUGGGGUGUGGAUGGCACCUUUGAGUCACCUGCUGCUUUCUAA